ACAAAAAUAAGGAAAUAUGCAAACUUACUGCCUUUGAAACCUUUUGAUUCUGUUCGUGAUCGAUAAUUGUUGCAUCAUUAAUGAAUCGUGUCUGUUAUCUCAACUUUGGAGAAAACAAAUCCUAAUUGUAGCCUCAUUCCUAAAACGGACAAAAUGUUCUAGUAUGAUCCCUAUAACGGACAACAGUCCCUGUUACUCGGCUUACUCCACGUCUGGCAUUAAAGCUGUGGGUGUCCUCGGUGGGUUUCUACUAUUAAAAGUUUGAUACAACCACACGAAGAAGCAAAAUGAACACAAAUAUUUACUAUCAAAAAGCGCUCCUACAAAAGGAGACAAACCGAAACGCAGAAGGCAAAUAUUUAAAAAUCAAAGUUAAGUACAGUAUGUGGUUUGUUGGGUUUGUUGGAGACAGACGAGGGUCACUGAUGCUUGAUGACUGAUUCUCUAUGUAUGUGAGUGGGCUUGGUCGGUCUUGAGCGUCUGCGUGAUGAGGAGGGAUGGGGGUUACACAGAGGGGAGUAUGCUUUUGGGUGAUGUGACUGGCACUGUGUGUGAGAGAGACACAGAAAAGAGAGAAGGGGCGGGGUACGGUGAGAUCAAGGACGAAGGGAGAGAGUGAGAGAAGGAGGGAGAGAGAAAAUGAGUGACAGAGUAAAAGUGUACGCAGCAGUGUACUUCAUCCAGGUGACCUACUUGCAUAUAUAUUUUUUUCCCGCACGCGCUGUGUAUGACUGACAGCCAGCGGCACUGUAAGCCGGGUCGCGGGGCAUUGUGGGUGUGUGUCGCCGGCCUCGAACUGGCCUAUAAAGCCGCGCUCGCCGCCUGUGUACACCAGUGUUUGCAUCAACACUUCACCGACUCGAGCCUUCAAGUGACGUCACAGCUUCCGUCAACAGCUUCUAUAUUGACAGGGAAAAAAAUCGACCAUCAAAAAUGACUAGCAUUCUGAAAGAGUUCUCUGCUAAACUGAGGAUAAAGGAGAAGACACCAGUGGACACUUGUGUUGAGGAGAUCCUAGACAAAGAGGAAGAACCUUACGAAAAGGCGGGCCUGCAUGCAGUGGAGAUUUGCGACGGCAAUGGCUGCCCGAUGAAUAUGCGGGACGCACACGGACUGCUGCUCAGCAGGAAUGUGCCGCCGGACGUCCUGGCCAGGAAAGUCACCUUUAAAGCCCGCAACGACGAUGUUCUCCUCAUAACGUAUCCUAAAAGUGGUACCCACUGGCUAUGGGAAGUCGUCUCCAUGCUGACCAGAGGCAGCACAACUCUGCUGUCAGACACGAUGACGCACAUUGACUACUUCCCACUGGAAGUCAUCGACAUCCUGCCCUCGCCUCGCGUGCUGGCCACUCACAUGCCCGUGACGCAGGUACCACGUGACUUUUUCACGCGCCGCUGUAAGAUGAUCUUGUGCGUGCGGAACCCCUGGGACGUGGCCCUCUCCUUCUUCCAUUUUGUACGGAACCUUCAAACCUUUGAGUAUUCGGGCGAAUGGGAUGGCUUCUUCGACCUCUUUCUUCAAGGAAACGUUCCCUACAGUUCAUGGUUCGAGCAUUCACGAGAGUGGCUCGACCUCCUGAGUUCUAACACAAACAUCCUGCUCGUGCUGUUUGAAGAUAUGCACAAGGACCUUAAGCAAGAGCUGGCCCGAAUCGCUCGCUUCCUUGACGUACCGAUGACCAAUGACCUAGCCGAGGCCAUUCAGAGGGAGACGACUUUUACCAACAUGGCGAAGAACAAGUUUGACUAUACGAUAGCCUACUCUAAAACUGGAGUCUCGCCCAUCUUCAGGAAAGGAAAAGUCGGCGACUCGAAGAACUGGUUCACAGACUCGCAAGCUUCGCUAGUAGAGAUGGCGUACCAUCGCGAGCUGGGCGAGAACAGGCACAAACUGAACUACGUCACGCGGCAACGGACCAGCCAGUGAAGAUACAACAGAUAAAGUGAAGGCAGCGGGUACAGGUGCUUCAAGCACAGACGUUCCUACACCUAGCGGUGUUUGCACAAACUCCUCGCAUUCCAUACUGUUGGAAAACCAGUCUCUCAAUGCACAUCUCGGCUCCAACAUACCGCCCAAAUCCGUUCAUCACUUCGCCCGUCUCUUGCGCUGCUCUCUGCUCAGGCCGACUGACUAGUUCUUCGCCCACCGCCAUACCCUCUUCUUUGCAUCUCUGCCAUCUACAUGUCCAUCAGUGGACAAGCCCAUCAGUCUUAUCGGGCUCAUCAGUUUAAGUUGCAUCAGAUAACUUUCUUUGAGUUGCUUAGACAGCAACUUUAAAACGAAAUUCUUCGCCUUCCAACUCUGCACACAAAAAAUUAAUUUUAAAAACUCGAUCGCAAUGGCCCAUGCUUGGUUGUGCUUACAAAGGGACAUAAUGAGUGCUGGAGGAAUGUGUGCUGUGGGGAAAGGAUAUGAUUGCACUCUGCACUGUAAGCAAGUCACCAAAGAUGGCGAUUUCCAUUUCUAGUGCAUUUAUCGACCCCUCCUUAAAAAUCUGCAAACUGUUAACACAAAUUGAAUAUUAUUGCUUAUUUUUGUCAAGUUGUGUUCAAAGUUUUGAAAACUUUAUCCCUGCGGCUCUGGGAAUAGCUCAGAGAAUAAAGCAAAGACUAUUUAGAUAUCAUAUAUGUUUAGAGGUCGUAUCGAUGACACAGCGACUGAACAAUCUCGACGAUGAACUUAUGCAUGCAUACUUGCUGGAUGCGUUGUUAACAAGUUUGCUGACUGGAUGAGUGUUUAAUGAUAAUACUGUUAUUUAAAACAUAUUUUUGUAUCACUGGAUGCAUAUUUGGGAUAUCAAAUGUAAUGAGUUUGUUUGAAAUGAGUAAUGUGAUUGAAUAUUCGAAUUUGAGACAUACUUUCAUUUUCAACUAGUUGUAUAAAGCAUACUAUUUAAACACCUGCGAGGAGCGGGAACUAGCAUAUUUCAUCAUCCUGUCCAUUAAUAUUUUGCAUCAAAAUAUUAUUCGUUAGUUUUUAACAUUAAUAAAGUAUAGCUAAAAAUG
This is a messenger RNA of Pomacea canaliculata, 3005 nucleotides long. Its product is annotated as sulfotransferase family cytosolic 1B member 1-like. Gene Ontology annotation, cellular component: cytoplasm. The record is from RefSeq and is a predicted model, not a curated record. Gene Ontology annotation, molecular function: sulfotransferase activity. Lineage: Eukaryota; Metazoa; Mollusca; Gastropoda; Architaenioglossa; Ampullariidae. The transcript is spliced from 8 exons. Bases 934 to 1926 code for a protein of 330 amino acids. Gene Ontology annotation, biological process: sulfation.